Eucalyptus grandis is the source of this 1944-nucleotide messenger RNA. RefSeq names its product MDIS1-interacting receptor like kinase 2-like. Gene Ontology annotation, biological process: protein phosphorylation. Lineage: Eukaryota; Viridiplantae; Streptophyta; Magnoliopsida; Myrtales; Myrtaceae. The coding region runs from base 134 to 1675 and encodes 513 amino acids. The record is from RefSeq and is a predicted model, not a curated record. Gene Ontology annotation, molecular function: protein binding; ATP binding; protein kinase activity. The transcript is spliced from 4 exons.
UUCCGAAAGAAUUCGGAAAAUUGACUUCUUUGGUGAAUUUGAAUCUAAGUAGGAACCAGCUUUCUGGACGAAUAAGUCCAAAUAUUGUGUCGCUACCUGGUCUUCAAAAAUUGGAUUUGUCAAGGAAUAGAGCAUGUCUAUCCGGCAGACUAUCGAGUUUUCUUCAAAAUUAAUCCACUUGGAUCUGAGCAACAACCAAUUGAGCCAAGAUAUUCCAGGGCAAUUAGGAAUGCUAACUCAUUUAUCCGAGCUAGACUUGAGUCAUAACUUGUUAAGUGGUGAGAUCCCAGCUCAAUUUAACAAGCUAGAAAGCCUAGUGAAACUCAACCUUUCACACAAUAAUCUUUCCGGCCUUAUAUACGAGCCUUUCAAGGAUAUGCGAGGUUUGAUGGAGGUGGACAUCUCUCACAACAAGUUUGAGGGUCCCAUCCCCAACACCACAGCAUUCCAAAAUGCAACAAAAGAAGCGUUUGAAGGCAACAGCGGAUUGUGUGGAAAUGUUGGAGGACUUGAGCCAUGUAAUCAAGCGGUGGUGGAUAGGGAAAACUCUUCAACGGGAGGCAGGGUUAUUCUUAUUGUGUUUCCUCUGCUAGGAGUAGUGUUGUUUAUUUUCUUUGGAAUAUUCUUCAUUUUCCUUAGAAAGAAGUUCCAUCCUAAAGCGGGCCUAUCAAGCAAGACAAUUAAAGUCUUUUCUCAAUCAAAGUAUGGUGGAAUGAUCUUAUAUGAAGACAUCAUAGAAUCCACCGGGGCUUUUGAUGAGAUUUUCUGUAUUGGAAGGGGACGCUAUGGAAGUGUCUUCAAGGCCAAAUUAAGAUCAGGUGAUAUAGUAGCUGUAAAGAAGCUCUAUCAAACAGCUGAUAGUGGGCAAAUAGAUCAAAAGGAAUUUUUGAAUGAGAUUAAGGUAUUGACGGAAAUUCGACACCGCAAUAUUGUGAAACUAGAGGGCUUUUGUUCGCAUCCACAACACUCAUUCUUGGUGUAUGAGUACUUUGACAGAGGAAGCUUGUCUACAAUCUUGAGUAAUGAAGAAGAAGCCAUGGAGUUGGACUGGAACAAGAGGGUGAAUAUAGUAAAAGGCGUGGCUCAUGCUCUGUCCUAUAUACACCAUGAUUGUAUUUCUCCAAUCGUUCAUCGAGAUAUUUCGAGUAACAACAUUCUGCUUGAUUCGGAGUAUGUGGCGCAUGUUUCUGACUUUGGCACGGCUAAGCUUCUUAAGCUGGACACAUCAAACUGGAGUGCAGUCGUCGGCACAUAUGGUUACGUAGCUCCAGAGCUUGCUUACACAAUGAAGGUGACAGAGAAAUGCGAUGUGUAUAGCUUUGGAAUAGUAGCCAUCGAGGUAAUCAAAGGAAGACAUCCGGGUGAUAGUCUUUCAUCUCUAUUAGCUCCGGUCGGCAUGGAGAUCUCAGUAGUUUUGAAGAAUAUAUUGGAUUCACGCCUGCCAACGCCCAUGCCAGGCAUUAAGGAUGAACUUCUGACCAUCCUAAAGCUUGCAGUCGCUUGCAUAUCUGAUAAUCCCCAACUCAGGCCGUCAAUGAAAAAGAUUUCUCACGUGCUAUCAGCUCGUUCAACCAUUUUUGAUGGAGUUCAAAAGUCACAGAAGCCCACUGAUCCUGUGAGAGAUGCAACAAAUCCAAGCCGUGCACUGGAUCAAUUCGUAGAAGAUAUCGUCUGAUAACGAAUUUGCUCUGUCAACCACAUGCAAGAAGGAGAAAUAUUUUGACCGGAAACAAGGGUACGUGUUUAGGGUACCAGCAUGAGGAUGAGGACACAAGUCGUCCAUGGCCAAGUAUAGAACAGCCUUUUGUUUUGGAAGGAGCAAAACCUGAACUUCCUGGCAUCUAGUUUCAUUUCUGGAGAGGACAGCUGAACUGGAGAUAUUCCAAACUGUUUCUGCAUCUAUUAAUAAUCAUACUAGUAUCGUCGCAGCGAAAACUAUGUAUC